Corticium candelabrum is the source of this 860-nucleotide messenger RNA. RefSeq lists its product as uncharacterized. Bases 219 to 605 code for a protein of 128 amino acids. The record is from RefSeq and is a predicted model, not a curated record. The transcript is spliced from 2 exons. Lineage: Eukaryota; Metazoa; Porifera; Homoscleromorpha; Homosclerophorida; Plakinidae.
CUGAGAGACGUUCUGUAGUGUGACUGAGUAUGAUACUAUUAUUAGUUACUAUGAUGUCACGCGAGUGCAUGAAUGAGCAUGCGUAGAGAGUGAGUCAUUCUAGACGUAUUCACCGGUUGGGGUGUAACUAGUGUGUAUAGAGUCUGUAUUCUUACGUUGUGUGCUAACGACAAUAGUAAUACGUGUCUGGUGCCUUAAUACGAACCCGAUAACACUACAUGGUGACAGGAGUUAAGGACUGGGAACGCUGGAUAAGAAGAUUCGAAAGAUUUCGACAAGCAUCAGGAUUAGCAGAGAAGACAGACGAGACACAAGUAAGUACGUUGAUCUAUUCUAUGGGUGACAAGGCAGAGGAUGUGCUGCAGACGUUAGGAUUGAACGAGGAGCAGAAGAAAGACUACAAGACCGUAAAAGAGACUAUGACGAGCUUCUUUGUGAAGACAAGAAAUAUCAUUUACGAACGCGCGAAGUUUAAUCAAAGAGUUCAAUUCGAAGGUGAACCAGUGGAUGAAUUUAUUACUUCGUUAUACAGUUUGGUAGAACAUUGUAGUUAUGGAGAACUUACUAACGAAAUGAUUCGGGACAGAUUGGUAGUUGAACUGUGAUGCAAAGUUGUCAGAGCAACUUCAACUUGAUGCGGAGUUAACGCUUGAAAAAGCAAUGACAAAGGUAAGACAAUCGGAGUCAGUAAAGAAACAACAAGAUGUAAUUAGAGCUUCUGCUGAAACAACGCAAGUAGCUAGAGUAAAGUCUAAUCAAGUUUGGAAGGACCAUAAGAAACUAGGAAGUUACACAACGGCAAGGAAAUUUUUCCCAGCGGAGGGUAGGAAACGCUGCCACAGAUGUGGGAAAGUGCCAGA